CCGCGGUCUUGGCAUCCUAAAGUUGCAGCAUUGACCUUGACGGCUGUAGCAGCUGCACAGAGGGAGGCCUUGCAGUGGACCCUAAACCUCAGCCUGGCAUUAAGUAUCCCUGCUUGGUCCUUUGGAUUACCCCCGCCGCUGUGUGAUGCCUUCCUUGUGUGGAGAUCUGUGCAUGCAAGACUGAACUUGGUAGCAUACCUGUUGCUUUCAGCCAGACAAUCUCACAGCUGCCUCUGUUAUCACUGCUCUGCAAGCCACAGCAAUGUUGUCUCUAUCUGCUGGGUACUUUUCGGAUGAACAGCAGCAAGUUUACCUGAGCAGCCGUCUUGGCAGCGCAUAGCCACAAGAGUGCGCAUUGUGUCUGCCAGUGCGCAGCGACGAAAGCCACAGCAAGCAGCAAGAAGCUGUCUGCGUGUGUCAACAGCGCUUGGGCCUCCUGGCGUAUAAGAUCAACAGCAGCAGGAACAAAUAAGACAGGCACAGAGUGCACACUGUUACUCUGGAGUUUAUACCUGGGCUUUACUUGAGGGCAGACGUGGGAGCCCAGUGACAGGGCAUGGCGACAGAGGGCCAAAAGAGAAGGUCCAGCAUGACUCACCUUCAUGGACAACGCUGUGACAACGCAGCCCUUUGUGCUCUUGGUAUCCUCCAGACCAUAAUAGCCUGAAGCAUCUGGGGGCUUAAAUGGGUUCUCAGUGAUCUCCUGUUACAGGGCAAGCCUCCCUGGAGGGGAAAAUCUCAUAAGGGAAGGCAUAGGAUCAAAGGACCGGCCUCCCCAAGAGAAAGUCAACACUGGGAUCAGAAGCGGAGAUGAUGACCCCAAUAACACAUCCUCAGAAGCUGAACUGCGGCAUGCAGGCAGAUGAAGGCACGGACUGGCUGCUGGAGCUGUUAACUGAGGUCCAGCUGCAACAGUACUUCCUGCGGAUCCGCGACGACCUCAAUGUCACGCGCCUGUCACACUUUGAAUAUGUCAAGAACGAGGAUCUGGAGAAGAUUGGCAUGGGAAGGCCUGGUCAGAGGCGCCUCUGGGAGGCAGUCAAGAGGAGGAAGGCCGUAUGCAAGCGGAAAUCCUGGAUGAGCAAGGUGUUCAGCGGGAAGCGGCCUGACUCAGAAUGCCAGCCUCACCCCCAGAGUGGCCCAUGCAAGACCAGCCCGCCGCCCCUGGAAGAGGGCCAGCAGCAGGCCUUGACUUGCCUGAUCAGCGAGAAGGACCUGUUGCUCUUUGAGAAGCUGGGGGACGGCUCCUUUGGGGUGGUGCGGCGUGGGGAGUGGUGUGCACCCUCCGGCAAGUUGCUGAAUGUGGCUGUCAAAUGUCUCAAGACAGAUGUGCUGAGCCAACCCGAAGCCCUUGAUGACUUCAUCCGCGAGGUCAACGCCAUGCACUCCUUGGACCACAUGAACCUCAUCCGCCUCUAUGGUGUGGUGCUCUCCAAUCCCAUGAAAAUGGUCACAGAACUGGCCCCACUUGGCUCCCUCCUAGACCGACUUCGCAAGAAUCAAGGGCACUUCCUGAUCGCCACACUCUGCCAGUACGCCAUCCAGAUUGCCCGAGGCAUGGCCUACCUGGAGUCUAAGCGCUUCAUCCACCGCGACCUGGCUGCCCGCAACAUCCUGCUGGCUGCCAAUGACCUGGUCAAGAUUGGCGACUUUGGCCUCAUGCGGGCCCUGCCCAAGAACGACGACCAUUACGUCAUGCAAGAGCACCGGAAAGUCCCUUUUGCCUGGUGCGCCCCUGAGAGUCUGAAGACCCGCACCUUCUCACACGCCAGUGACACUUGGAUGUUCGGAGUGACGCUGUGGGAGAUGUUCACCUAUGGGCAGGAGCCAUGGAUUGGCCUUAAUGGCAGCCAGAUUUUGCACAAGAUCGACAAGGAAGGCGAGCGGCUGGCCCGGCCAGAAGACUGUCCCCAAGACAUCUACAAUGUCAUGCUGCAGUGCUGGGCACACAAGCCAGAAGACCGGCCCACCUUUGUGGCUCUACGGGACUUCCUCUUGGAGGCUCAGCCCACGGACAUGCGCGCCCUGCAAGAUUUUGACGAGCCAGACAAACUCCACAUCCAGAUGAAUGACAUCAUUACGGUCAUCGAGGGCAGGGCUGAGAAUUACUGGUGGAGGGGUCAGAACAAGCGGACUCUGAAAGUGGGCCAGUUCCCGCGCAACACGGUGACCUCGGUGGCAGGGCUGUCUGCCCACGACAUCAGCCAGCCACUCAAAAACAGCUUCAUCCAUACUGGCCAUGGAGACACCAAUCCACAACAGUGCUGGGGCUUCCCUGACAAGAUUGACGAGCUCUACCUGGGCAAUCCGAUGGACCCCCCAGAUGUGCUAGGUGUGGACUUGAACUCAGUGAGACCCACGCAACUCCCAGGAAGAGCAAAAAGGGAGCCGCCUCCACGGCCGCCUCAGCCCUCAGUCCUUCUAAAGAAGCCUGCCUACGACCCCGUGAGUGAAGAGGACAGCCCCCUCUCCUUAGGGCUCAAGCACCUGUGCCUGAAGAGGCCAGGCCCAACAAGAGGCCUGCGCACCGCCAAGCCAUCGGCCCGUGUCUCAGGCACCAAGUUGGGAGAGAGGCUUGUGGUGCUCCUUACCAAGGGAGGUGCCCUGCCUGGUAACGAGGUGACACUGAUAGACUUUGGAGACGAGUCCGCUCCCACCACCCCAUCGCCUGUAGGGGAGCUCUGUGCCCCAUCACUGGCCAAGCUAGCCAUGGAGGCAUUUUCCAUAUUGGACAAGACACCCCCUCAGAGCCCCACCCAGGCCCUGCCCAGGCCCCUGCACCCUACGCCCAUCGUGGACUGGGACGCCCGGCCCCUUCCUCAACCUCCUGCGUACGACGACGUAGCCCAAGACGAGGACGACUUUGAGGUGUGCUCCAUCAACAGUGCGGAAGGGCCGGUGGGGCGGCGAGGCAGCUGCAAGAACUGGGAGAAAGGGGAGACCAGCAGCAGCUGCGUAUCUGAGGGAGACUGCUCAGCUUUCCCACUAGAGGACAACCUCUUCCUGCCACCCAGGGAGGCCAAGCAACCAUGCCCUGCCCAGACCACCGAGAUCUUCCAAGAGCUGCAGGAGGAGUGCAUGAAGCGCCUCAACGUACCCUUGGCAGCCACCUCGGUUGCCUCCACACCCAGCCCGGGGGAGGACAAGCCCCAAAUCCCCCCUCGCGUGCCCAUCCUGCCCCGACCGCUCCGUAGGAAUGAGCACGGGCGCUGGUCUGGGGAGUUUUCGCCAUCUUCUGUGGGCGAGGAAGACCGCCCCCCCCAGAUCCCCCCACGAGAACCUUUGUCCCAACCUGGCUCCAGAACUCCUAGCCCUAUGGCUCUGCAGGGCGGAUCCCCACAACCGAGGGCCACUCUGUGUUCUCCAUUGUCCGUAGGGGCAUUCCUGUCCACGUCUCCUGGGAAGCAUCCCAUGCCCACGACCCAAAGCUUUGCUUUGGACCCCAAGUACGCCAACCCGAAGGUCAUCCAAGCUCAAGGGAAAGAGAGCACAAAGGGGCCGUGCAUCCUACCCAUUGUCAAAGAUGGGCGGAAGGUCAGCAACACCCACUACUACCUGCUCCCGGAGCGCCCGCCCUACCUGGACAAGUACGAAAAGUUCUUCAAGGAGGCCAAGAACCCUGAGGACGCUCCACCUCCGGCCAGGGUGGUCACCACCGCUACGGUGCGGCCAAUGAUGCAACAGCAGCCAGACUGCAAAGCCAACUUCUCUUCCAACAACAGUAACAUUGCGGUCAAGGCUUCCUGCAGCCUGCAGAAGAUCAUCUAUGAUGGCUCAGAUGGCCCCAGGGCCUCAGAGAAGUUACGACUGGUCCAGGAGAUGGUGCAUGGUGUCACCACGGAGGAGUGCCAAGCAGCGCUGCAGAACCACAGCUGGAACGUGCAGAAAGCCAUUCAGUACCUGAAGGUGGAGCAGCUCUUCUGCCUGGGCCUGAAGACGCGGCCGGAGUGUCACAAGGUUCUGGAGAUGUUCGACUGGAACCUGGAGCAAGCCAGCUCUCACUUGCUGGAUCCCUACAGCACCUUUCGGCUCAAGCGAUGACCAGCAGUCGCCCUUUGGAAAAGAAGCAGUUGACCCGCUGUGGGUGACCCAUGGUUGGUGCCCUCCUGAGGAGCCGCUUCUUCCUUCCAGGUGUAUGGACCAAGAAUCAGCUCCAGGGCAGAGAAUGACAGAGCAAAAACACGCAAGGCUCGGGCUGGGGCUGCUCUGAUCCACUGGACCAAACCUGCACGUGUUUCCCCUGUGCCGACGACCAGGCUGCCCCUCCUCCCACCAACGUGUUUGCUUGUAUUUUUUCCUCGCUUCCAGCCAUCGGUCCCAUUGCUUGCUGUUGGGUUUAUUUUGUAAAGAGAAGUGUUACAUUAAUAUAUAAAUAUUCUAUUCUAUUUUGGAAAGAAAGAA
This is a messenger RNA of Rhineura floridana, 4401 nucleotides long. It is a transcript of the gene TNK2, whose product is annotated as tyrosine kinase non receptor 2. The record is from RefSeq and is a predicted model, not a curated record. The transcript is spliced from 17 exons. Lineage: Eukaryota; Metazoa; Chordata; Lepidosauria; Squamata; Rhineuridae. Gene Ontology annotation, cellular component: extrinsic component of cytoplasmic side of plasma membrane. Bases 811 to 4041 code for a protein of 1076 amino acids. Gene Ontology annotation, biological process: signal transduction; negative regulation of epidermal growth factor receptor signaling pathway; regulation of keratinocyte differentiation. Gene Ontology annotation, molecular function: protein tyrosine kinase activity; protein binding; ATP binding.